UGACUAAUUUUUUCGUUACCCUUAAUAUGAACGCACGCGCUUUAUAUGGUUAAACAGUGUAAUCUUUAAGUUUAAACAAACAGAAACGGGUUCAAUUCAAGUAGCGAUGCCGUCCAAAGAUUCAACACCACCACCGUAUCAAAGUGCUGCCAAAAUCUCCGAUUCUCAAUGUUUUCCUCAAUACACUGCUUCUCUCAAAUGUUUAGAAGAAUUUAAUUCGGACAAGAGUAAAUGUCAAGAACAUUUUGAUGUUUACAAGGAGUGUAAGAAAAAGGAGAGGGAGGCACGACUGGAACGUAAUAAAAGUCGGUCCUUAUUCUCAUGAAUCUUAGCAGAGUUUUGCUUAUUGUAUCAUAUGUAUCACUGCUUCAUCUAUUGUAGCAUUAGCCAUUAAGGUUAUGAAGUUAUUGAAGCUAUGACAAAAAGGUGUUUGCAAUAAAUUUUGUAAACGGUAUUCUGUCUUUUUGCAUCAGUACUUAAUUUAGGUUCCAAUAAAUUAAUUGUUUACAUUUUUCUUUUGGCAAAGAAUUAAUUGUUUACACUUAAUUGCAAUAUGUUUUCCACUGAAACCUUGUUGACCUUUGGAUACUAAAUUACUACGAUGUAUGAACUCUCUUUCUUUCCA
Messenger RNA from Cicer arietinum (chickpea), 625 nucleotides. RefSeq names its product cytochrome c oxidase-assembly factor COX23, mitochondrial. The record is from RefSeq and is a predicted model, not a curated record. NCBI's taxonomy places the organism in Eukaryota, Viridiplantae, Streptophyta, Magnoliopsida, Fabales, Fabaceae.